Messenger RNA from Apis florea (little honeybee), 2224 nucleotides. RefSeq names its product homeobox protein BarH2. Gene Ontology annotation, biological process: regulation of DNA-templated transcription. Lineage: Eukaryota; Metazoa; Arthropoda; Insecta; Hymenoptera; Apidae. Gene Ontology annotation, molecular function: DNA binding; DNA-binding transcription factor activity, RNA polymerase II-specific. The record is from RefSeq and is a predicted model, not a curated record.
GGAGAAGUAAAGUGAAGUGAAGCACAGGUGGAAGAGGUCGAAUCGAAUCGAAGUUUCGGACAGUUUUGCUCGAGCGAGGCUACGCCCGUCGGCAAGAUUCUGUCUCCCAGGUAUCGGGCGAGUCCUGGGGUGGCGACAGAGGCACCCGCGGGUGCCCGUAGCCCGAAGGAACCACCUACGUGCAUGACCGUGAUGACCGUCCACCACCACCAGAACCACCACGUGGCGGCACGUAGCGGCGUCACCGUGGCGAGCGGCAACAACGGCCUCAACCUGACCAGGAUGUCCGGCCUCGAGGCCCACAGGCUGGAGAACAUGGUGGAGAGGAACGGGGUGAGCGUGGAACGGCUGUCGAACGGGCUCGACGCCAGGAACAACAAUCACAACAACGGGCUGGAGCGAGGGGACCACCACCACCACCACCACCACGCGUCCUCGACCACCAUGCCCCAGAGGUCUAGAUUCAUGAUCACCGACAUCCUCGGCGGCGCGUCCAGCAAGAUGCACCACCAGGCCACCCUCCAGAACCCCCAAGAGCCACCGGCCAGCCCCCCGUCCACGCCCAGGGACCUCAGCGUCAGGCACCAGUCCAGGACAUCGUUGAACAACAGCAACCUCGACGAGGACAGCGACGCCAGCCACCACGAUGCCGCUUCCGUCACUUCCAACGGUGGUAAGGAGGACGAUCCGAAGAGUUCCUCGUCGAGCACGCUGAGCUCGGCGCAGAGCAAGAAGCAGAGGAAGGCGCGCACGGCUUUCACGGAUCAUCAGCUCCAGACCCUCGAGAAGAGUUUCGAGCGGCAGAAAUAUCUGAGCGUGCAGGACAGGAUGGAGCUUGCGGCCAAGCUGCAACUGACCGACACCCAAGUCAAGACGUGGUACCAGAACAGAAGAACGAAGUGGAAGAGGCAAACGAUCGUGGGCUUCGAGAUAAUGGCGGAGAACAAUUUCGCGGUGGCGGCGUUCCAGCAGCUGUACGGAAGCGGGGCGGCGGCCGCGGUCCCCGCGCAUCCCGCCGCGGGACGAUACUGGCCCUACCCGAGCGCGCACGCGUUGCCCGCGAACGGCCUCUUCUACCAGCAAGCGUCCGCUGCCGCCGUCACGCUGCAGAAGCCCCUUCCGUACAGGCUCUACCCGCCGACCAUGAUCCUGGCCGGGCCCAGCAACCCCCUCGGAUCGUUGACGGCGAGCUCGAGCCUGUCCAACCUGAGCAACUACUACAGGGACAGCCCCCCCGAGAUGGGCGAGGGGAGGGAGAGGGAGGGAAGGCAGCAGCAGCAGAGGGACAGAAGCAAGAGUCCGCCGCCCGUUUUGGGGGACAGGUCGCCGAUGAUGAAGGAGGAGAGGCUGUACGCGGCUGCCACGAUGGCGGUGCAGCAGGCAGGGGCGAGCGGCGCGAGCCUUGGAACGCUCACGGCCAGCUCCAGCCUGUCCAACCUGAGCAACUAUUACAGGGACAGUCCGGAGGACGGGCGGGAGGGGAUGAGCAGGGGGUCGAGGCAGAGGGAGAGGAGCAAGAGCCCUGGCGGGCUGAGGGAGAGGUCGCCGAUGUGCAAGGAGGACGCGAGGCUGUAUCCACCGGCGAUGCUCCAGGCUGGGCCCAGCAACGCCAUAGCCUCGUUGACGACCGGGUCGGGGAUGCAGGGUGGUUUGGGCGGUUAUUACAGGGACAGUCCGGACAUUAUGGAGGGAAGGGAGAGGGAACAUUUGAGCAGGGCGGCGUUGAGGCAGAGGAGCGCGAGCCGGUCCCCGAAGAGGGAGGACAGCCCUCAGAGCAUAAGGGCGGACAGUGACGACGAGAGUAUACACGAUAUCUAGGGUACGGGUGGCGACGAGGAGGGUGGAAAGUAAUGGCUGUUGUUCCGUUGUUGUUUGUUGUUGUUGUUGUUGUUGUCGUUUGCAUCGACGAGAUCGACGAGGAGAGGUAAAACGAGAACAUCGAGGAUGGAAGGAGAUCCUUUCUUUUUUUUUCCUCUUCUCUUUCCUUUCUUUUCUUUCUUUUUCAUCGUGGAAAGUUGUGCGUGCGCGCGCGUGUGUGAUAUCUCGAAAAAAAAAAAUGUUCGAGUCUUUCUAUUAUGUUGUUAGAGGCAGCCAACCGACGAGACGAAGUCUUUUCGAAGAAGAAGACACGCGGUGAUUUUGUAGCAAUUACUCCGAUCUAAACUGACCCGACUACUAUCUUGCGUAACCGCCAACGAAUGAAUGCAAUGGAGAGAGAGAGAGA